Messenger RNA from Humulus lupulus (European hop), 801 nucleotides. RefSeq lists its product as uncharacterized. The record is from RefSeq and is a predicted model, not a curated record. The transcript is spliced from 2 exons. The coding region runs from base 1 to 801 and encodes 266 amino acids. Lineage: Eukaryota; Viridiplantae; Streptophyta; Magnoliopsida; Rosales; Cannabaceae.
AUGGAGUAUCUGUCAAGGAUUAUGGUUUUAGUCGGACAACAUAAGGAUUUCAAAUAUCAUCCAAGAUGUGAAUAUUUAAAACUCAAUCAUCUUUGUUUUGCGGAUGACUUGCUUCUGUUUAGUAAAGGAACUUUUAAAGCUAUUUAUGUUUUACUUAGAGGUUUCCAACUGUUUACUAAUAGUUCUAGUUUGCAAGCUAACAAAACGAAGUCAGCCAUUUUUGGUGUUGGGUUGCAAGAAGGGGACUGGAAUAGGAUUAUUGAUAUGACGGGGUUUGUUCGAAGCAAUCUUCCUUUUGAAUAUUUAGGAAUGACCAUUAGCAAUACUAGGAUAUCUAAAGUUGAUUGUGAAUGUUUGGUUGAGAAAAUGGUUAAAAGGAUUAGGAGCUGGAGUUCGAGGAAUCUGUCUUUUGCAGGGAGAUGUACAGAGUAUAUGGAAGGGCCGGGUCGAGUUUCAUGGACAAAGAUUGGGAAGUCUAAACAAAAGGGAGGUCUUGGUUUUAUAGAUAUUGGCAUGUGGAACAUUUGUGCUCUUGGGAAGAAUGUUUGGGCUAUAGCAAAGAAGGAAGAUAAUAUUUGGGUGAAGUGGGUUCAUUCGGUGUACAUUAAAGAGACAGACUGGUGGGAUUACACGGCUCCUCUAAAUAGCAGUUGGUACUGGAAAAGAGUGGUCAAAACAAAGAAUGAGUUAAAGGAAAUUUUUCUUCACAGUACAAAUAGUUGGCCAAUCUACAGCAUUGCUCAAAUGUAUAAGUUGCUGAAGGACAAAGCAGAUACAAGAUGGAAAUUUUCCUUCAUCUAG